Messenger RNA from Tarenaya hassleriana, 2246 nucleotides. RefSeq names its product arginine--tRNA ligase, chloroplastic/mitochondrial. The coding region runs from base 12 to 1973 and encodes 653 amino acids. Lineage: Eukaryota; Viridiplantae; Streptophyta; Magnoliopsida; Brassicales; Cleomaceae. The record is from RefSeq and is a predicted model, not a curated record. Gene Ontology annotation, cellular component: cytoplasm. The transcript is spliced from 18 exons. Gene Ontology annotation, molecular function: ATP binding; arginine-tRNA ligase activity. Gene Ontology annotation, biological process: arginyl-tRNA aminoacylation.
UAAAAAAAGUGAUGAAUAAAAUGGCAAUACCCCUGACCCUUUUCCUUCCGCCGGUCGCUGCAUCUCCUCCGUCGCCUCUCUUCCUCUCUUUCUACCGUUUCUCUCGUCUCCAUCAUUUCCCCUCUCCCUCACCUUCUGUGUUAUUGAAAGCUACAUCUAAAAGACUCACCUUGGCAACCAAGAUACAGCCCGUGGCAACCAUGGCAGCUGCUGAUGAAGAAAACGCUGGGAACCUAAAACGUCAACUCGCUAAACUCUUUGAGGCAUCCCUUAAGAAUACGGUUCCAGAUGAACCUGACGUUGAGCCCUUGGUAGCUGCAUGCACUGCCAAAUUCGGCGAUUACCAAUGCAACAACGCGAUGGGCCUUUGGUCCAAAAUAAAAGGAAAGGCUACUCCUUUCAAGGGUCCUCCUGCUGUUGGGCAGGCCCUUAUGAAAAAUCUCCCUCAAUCUGAGAUGGUAGAAUCAUGCUCCGUAGCUGGACCUGGAUUUGUCAAUGUUGUAAUAUCAGCUAAUUGGAUGGCAAAGACUAUUCAAAACAUGCUUAUUGAUGGAAUAGAUGCAUGGGCGCCUACCCUUUCGGUGAAAAGAGCUGUUGUUGAUUUUUCCUCGCCCAAUAUUGCAAAAGAAAUGCAUGUUGGACACUUAAGAUCUACAAUUAUUGGUGACACAUUAGCUCGUAUGCUCGAGUAUUCGAAGGUUGAAGUUCUUCGCAGAAACCAUGUUGGUGACUGGGGAACACAGUUCGGUAUGCUGAUAGAAUAUCUCUUUGAGAAAUUUCCAGACUCAGAGAGUGUAACUGAGGCAGCAAUCGGAGAUCUUCAGGCAUUUUACAAAGAAUCAAAAAAGAAAUUUGAUGAGGAUCGUGACUUUAAGGAGAAGGCACAACAGGGUGUAGUCCGACUUCAGGGUGGUGACCCCAAGUACCGCAAGGCUUGGGCUCAGAUUUGUGAAAUCAGUCGAGCGGAGUUUGCUAAGGUUUAUGAACGCCUUCGAGUUGAGCUUGAAGAGAAGGGAGAAAGCUUUUACAAUCCUCAUAUCCCUAAGGUCAUUGAGGAAUUGAGCAGCAAGGGGUUAGUCGAAGAAAGUGAAGGUGCCCGGGUGAUUUUUCUUGAAGGCUUCAACAUCCCGCUUAUUGUUGUUAAGAGCGAUGGCGGUUACAACUAUGCUUCAACAGAUCUGACUGCUAUUUGGUAUCGACUGAAUGAAGAAAAAGCUGAAUGGAUUAUAUAUGUUACCGAUGUUGGCCAGCAGCAGCACUUUGAUAUGGUGUUCAAAGCUGCCAAGAAAGCUGGUUGGCUUCCGGAUAACGAUAAGACCUACCCAAGAACUAGCCAUGUUGGUUUUGGUCUUGUCCUUGGGGAAGAUGGCAAGCGGUUUAGAACUCGGAGUACAGAAGUGGUCCGCUUAGUCGAUUUGCUAGAUGAGGCCAAGACUCGCAGUAAAGCUGCUCUCGUUGAGCGGGGUAAGGACAAAGAGUGGACUACUGAGGAGCUUGAUCAAACAGCUGAGGCAGUUGGAUAUGGUGCCGUCAAGUAUGCUGACCUUAAGAACAACAGGUUGACAAAUUAUACGUUCAACUUCGAUCAAAUGCUUAAUGACAAGGGAAAUACAGCUGUUUAUCUUCUAUAUGCCCAUGCUCGGAUCUGUUCAAUCAUACGAAAGUCCGGUAAAGACAUAGAUGAGCUGAAGAAGAUGGGAAAGAUAGCAUUGGAUCAUGCGGAUGAACGAGCACUCGGGCUUCACUUGCUCCAAUUUGCCGAGACGGUUGAGGAGGCAUGUACAAACUUGUUACCGAGCGUGUUGUGCGAGUACCUCUAUAACCUGUCCGAGUACUUCACCAAAUUCUACUCCAACUGUCAGGUCAUCGGGUCAGUGGAGGAGACGAGCCGGCUCCUUCUCUGCGAGGCCACAGCUGUGGUUAUGCGGAAAUGCUUCCACCUUCUCGGAAUCACUCCUGUCUACAAGAUUUGAUACGUCUCGACGCAUAUCAGGCAACCCCCAGGUGAAAACGGAUUGUCUGGAUCGAACAUAUAUUUUUGCCCGACUCAUGAGAAACAUCUGUUUUGUUCAAGAUUCUUGACUUCCGUUACAGACAUGUGAAAGACAAGGAGAAGGAAUCAAAGCCGAUGUUCUUGUUCUUGCUCUCGUUCGGGUUCAGGGGAAAAAAAAACUGAGAUACAACCUGAACCGAACCAGAGAGUACUGUUGUGUCAUAAAACAAGGAUUGUCCUAUUUUUUUUUUCA